AUGAAAUUGGGGAAUAAGCUGCGUACGAUUAUGGUCACACUUAACUUAUUCGGAAAUGUUAACAAACCACUUCCUCCUGAAGAAGAACUACGAACUCAACGACGAAUGACACGUGUCUAUUUAUUCAUCGUUAUUUUAACACUCGGUAUUGUUACGUGGAUUACUGCACUCACCUAUCAAACAAAAACAAUCUAUAUGAACAAACCGACAUUUGACGUCUACCAAAGUUUCGAAGAGCUAGUCGAUUGCCCAUGUGCGAAUGUAUCUAUUCCCUAUCAUACAUUUAUUGACUUGAAGAUGUCAUUUCAUGAAGUAUGUUCAAGUGAUUUUAUCGAUCUGGAUAGUGAUUGGAUGGCAAUGCUCUACUCUUCCUUUUCGCAUGAAAUCAAGUCUGAAGACAAUGUACCUACUUUUCAACGUAUGGCUCUUUCACACUUUCAAGCUUUACGAGUCAUCUGUGAAACAACCAGGCACAGUGCUGAUACUGAGCUCUCUCUUUUCUUGAAUUCGACUUUCGUCUCUACUAGUAUGAUCGGAUCCGAUGUAUUUUAUCAACAAAUACAUGCUACGCUUUUCAAUUUUAAGUCAAAUUCAUUAUCAUCAAACUAUAUUCAUUCACUUGAAUUGAUUCGUAGUAUGUAUUCGAACAAUGUUUUUAUUUCAGCAUUUGGUACCAACUGGUAUACAGAGCUCCGAGGAGUGUGGCCCGGUGCUAAAAUCUACAUGCGACCUCAACAGUACAACAUGUCAUCGUGUAACUGUGCAACGUCAAAAACAUGCGUAGAAACAAUGAAAUUGAGACUCGAGUCUGGAUCGCCAUGGGCAGUGCCGGGAAUGUUAUCUGGUUGUCUGCCAUUAGAUUCGAUGCUUGAAUCUACUUUAGAAUGUUUAUAUGACCAAUCAUGUAUUGAUAAGAUAAGUGAAGCACUUGAUUCCUCUAUACGUUAUACUCCACUCAUUGCUGAUCAUACUCGUUUUCAUCCAGUCAAUAUUAUGAAACUAGACAAUAUUACAAAACAGCUUUUCAUCGAGAAGUGGUCGGAGAGCGUUUCUUUUGAGGCAUAUUUCAAUGCUUGUCACAUAGAUAAAUGUUCAUAUACAAUUUCCAAACGUUUCAAUAUUGGAUAUAUCUCAUCUACAGUUAUUGCUUUUUAUGGUGGUCUUAGUGUUGGACUUACCGUUACUAUUCCUCUUCUCUUCAAAAUUGUUAAAAAGUGUCUCUUAAACCGAAACAGUCGACGAGUGAUAUCUGGCGACACUUCUUAA
Messenger RNA from Adineta steineri, 1266 nucleotides. Lineage: Eukaryota; Metazoa; Rotifera; Eurotatoria; Adinetida; Adinetidae. The record is from the annotation of a GenBank genome assembly.